UGAAAAUCAGGAAAGGAAGCGGAAGUGAAAAAGAAGCGACGUCAACCUGUCUUCCCUAAUACUCCGCUAGCUUCAAACUAAGAGUUGGGUCAAAUUUGUGACUUUAAAACAAUUCGUUUGGAUUUUGGAGACCCUAAAAUCUUGCUUUUUGUCACCGGAAGGGACGUUCGAGUCCGGGCUGAACCUCAGGAAGCGCCGCGCAGUGUCUGUUAGGAUGGAGGAGGUGAGGAGGAGAGCUCAGGCGCUCCUGUCCUCCUCAGGCUCGGCUCAGGAGGUGAAGGCUCAGGUCCAGGUUCUGGCCGGGAUGUCUCUGCCUCUGAGUGAGAAGUACCAGCUGCUGAGGGCAGAGGUCAUGCUGCAGGAGAACACCGCCGGCUGCAGCAAACAGGAGGCCCUGGACUGUCUCAGUAGACUGGUCAAAGCCUUGGGAAUCCUGGAGAAGUACGGGUGUAACCUGACCACCCCGACCCGGCCCAGAUACUGGAGGAGCGUCAAGCACAACAACCCGGUCUUCAGAACCACGGUGGACGCCAUCAAAGGAGGUCGGAAAGUCCUCUCCCUCUACGGAUACACCAACCAGCAGAUCGACGGCCUGAGUUUCCCCGACGACGUCGGCGAGCCGGACGUUGAAAAAGUGUCUGCAGUGACGCUGGAGGUGAUGAUGCUGCGCACAGAGGUGGACAUGCUGGUGAAGGGCGUGCACCCCCACCCCGAACACUUCAAAGACAUCGUCCCGUUUCUCACCCAGAAGAGUGAGCCUCAGGUUGAGCCUCCAGCUGCCUCAGAGGAGAAACCGCUGAAGCCCUCGCCUCCGCCUAAACCUGACCUGCAGGUGGAGUUUGCAGAGCUGAAGCUAGACUCUCCCAGUGACUGCAGUCUGUGCGCCAUGACGUCGUCUGUCCUGUGCUCGUCCUGUAACGGACGCGCUUUCUGCGACGCUUGCGACGACCUCUUCCACCGCCACCCGUCCAGAGCCAGCCACAAGAGAACCCAGAGAAAAGACUCCACCCAAGAGUCCUGCAGCAUCUGUGGCAUUUCCUCCGCCCACGUUCACUGCUCCACCUGCGCUCAGAAGCUGUGCGUGAACUGCGACAAGCUCUUCCACACCCACCCGGACCGCAGAGGGCACAGCAGGACCACCAUCGGGUCGAACAAAGCGUCCAGCUCCUCUCCAUCCUCCUGGGAGUGCGCCCACUGCACCACCGUGAACGAGAUGAGAGCCGUCCUCUGCACCACCUGCGAACGGCCCCGACUCGCCACGGCCGCGCCCGCUGUGCAAGACGGCUCCAUGGCUGCCCCCAUGUCCCCAAACGCAGAAUGGCAGUGUAAGAGCUGCACCGUCCUGAACCAAGGCAGCAGCAUCCUCUGCGAGGUGUGUGAGCGCCCCCGUCUAGCCACGCGCCCGCCGGUCCCGUCUGUCCUGACGAGUCCUGGAUUGGUGUCAGACUGUAAAGCAAAGUGGACGUGUCAGUUCUGCACCUUCGUCAACAUCAGGCCGUCUGCGCUCUGUGAGAUGUGCGGGCUGUCCUGUAAGGACUCCGCCGCGGUGUCUCUGCCGCAGUCGCUCCAUCAGACGGCGCCCGUCCCAAAGGAGGCGCCUUGUCCGGAGGUGAAGCCGCAGCCGAAGCCCAGAGUGAACAUGGAGCUAAACCGGCAGAAGAAGAUGAUGGAGGACGGGCUGGCUCUCAUCCAGCAGAUCAGGGAAGCGGAGAAGCGCGGCGUGAGCCCAGAGGAGGUGUACGCCGCCCGCUUCAUGUGUGGCGGCAGUAACGCCAACCCCUGUGACUGGCUGACCUCAGAGCUGCCUCACCUGCUGGACGAGGUCUGCGCCAUGGCGGCGUCGGUCCAGCUCAGCAACCAGGCGGGCGGCACCGGGACGCGACCUUUGGUGGACAGAGACGGACGUGAGGCGCAGCAGAACGCCGCCGCUGAAGGCGUGAAGCUGUCCAGAGCCGAGGCCAAGGUGGCGUGGUUAGCAGCGGGAGGAGACACCGAGCGAGCCGCCAGACAGAUGCUGAGAGACCGGAAGGUUAAGAUGAAGGAGCUCCACUCUCUGGGCUUUCGGGACGUGUCCCAGUGCGAGGAGGCCCUGCGGCAGAGCGGGGGCCAGGUGAAGGGGGCCCUGUCUCUGCUUCAGCGCCCUCUACUGGAGCCGUUCCACCAACGGAUCUGGACCGACCAGUCGGAGCCGCAGAUCGACCCCGGAGACCCGGACAAGCAGAGGAUGUGCAGACGGCUGCUGGCGCUGUACGACUUGCCCAGCUGGGGGCGCUGUGAGCUGGUGCUGUCUCUGCUCCAGGAGCCGGACGUCAGUUACUCCCUGGAGGACGUGGUCCACGCGGUGAAGGAGUCACAUGACAAAGACUUCAUCAGGCGCCUGCUGAACAACGAAUGCCCCGUCUGUCUGUGCAUCUUCCCUCGCAGUAAGAUGCAGUCCCUGACCUCCUGCCAGUGCUCCGUCUGCCACGAGUGUUUCAGCCAGCACUUCACCGUGGCCAUCAGGGACAAGCACAUCCGGGACAUGGUGUGUCCCGUGUGCGGAGAGCCCGAUAUCAACGACCCGGAGCAGCUGGACAGCUACUUCUCCACGUUGGACAUCCAGCUGCGGGACUGCCUGCUGUCCGACGUCUAUAACUUGUUCCACAAAAAGCUGAUGGAGCACACGCUGAUGAAAGACCCCAAGUUCCUGUGGUGCUGCCAUUGCACCUCUGGGUUCAUCAACGAUGGAGACCAGCUGAAGGUCACCUGCCCUACGUGCCACAAGAGCUUCUGCGCCAAAUGCAAGAAAGCGUGGGAGCCCCAGCACCAGGACGUCUCCUGUGAGCAGUUCCAGCAGUGGAAGAGGGACAACGACCCGGAGUACCAGAAGCAGGGCCUGGCCGGUUACCUGAGAGACAACGGCAUCACUUGUCUCCAGUGUGGCUUCCAGUACGCGCUGACCAAAGGCGGCUGCAUGCACUUCACCUGCUCCCAGUGCCGGUACCAGUUCUGCAGCGGCUGCAACAACCCGUACCACAAGACUUUAUGUAAAACUCCUCAGUGCAGUUACCCCGGGCUGCACGCCCACCACCCUCGGGACUGCCUCUUCUACCUGCGGGACUGGGAGGCGGCCCGGCUGCAGGCGGUGCUGCAGAGGAACCGAGUCGGCUACAACACGGAUCCGUCCAGCGGAGUUCAAACCGACGCCUGCAGCGUGAUGGAGCAGAAAGACGAAGCCGGGCAGCAGGUGGACUCUCCCUGCGGCAUCCAAACGCAGCCGGGUCAGGCCGGACUGUGCGACAAACACUACAGGGAGUACCUGGUGAGUCUGAUCAACGCUCACUCCCUGGAUCCGGCUCUGCUCUACCAAACCCACGAGCUGGUCCGGGCCUGCGAGCGGUACCAGGUGGACCCGCAGAGGGCAGACGGCGAGGGCGACGACGAUUACCACGCUCGCCUGCUGAAGAAACUGAUGGAGGUUCCUCUGGGGGAGAAGGUUCCUCGAAAAACAUGAAGAAACUCAGCAGAAACUCGGCUUCAGUUUCAGAGAGAAGUCCAGUGCUGACUGAUGACUUCUCCAGGAUGGUUUGUGGUCUUCUGUGGUUAUUUUGGCUUAAAGCCACGAAUCAUUUUAAUGUUUGAAGAUCUGAUUGUUUGAGUGUCUAAUCUGCUCAAACAUCUUUUCUGGUGAAUAAAAAGGCUGAAACAGCUGGAACUAUGAUUGUAGUUUUUUAAAUGUUGGAUUUACCUGAAUAAACCUGAAAUGAGACUUUU
Messenger RNA from Oryzias melastigma (Indian medaka), 3753 nucleotides. RefSeq names its product E3 ubiquitin-protein ligase RNF31. Gene Ontology annotation, molecular function: K48-linked polyubiquitin modification-dependent protein binding; K63-linked polyubiquitin modification-dependent protein binding; linear polyubiquitin binding. The record is from RefSeq and is a predicted model, not a curated record. Gene Ontology annotation, biological process: protein linear polyubiquitination. Gene Ontology annotation, cellular component: LUBAC complex. Bases 215 to 3493 code for a protein of 1092 amino acids. The transcript has 24 exons. Lineage: Eukaryota; Metazoa; Chordata; Actinopteri; Beloniformes; Adrianichthyidae.